CAGCGCUGGUUUGCACUAAAAUCAAACACGAUGCAAAUAUGAGGGUGGAUCUAGGCUUUUUCUGACGCUGUUUACUCGGAUUAAAGCGGAUAUUUUGUUGCUUUUGAUGUUUUUUGCGGAACUUCCAGUGUGAUGCAUCUGCUUGGAGCCGGGGCCAGUCGACGAGGAUGGGCAACAAGCAGACAACCUUCACCGAUGAGCAACUGGAGGCGUUCCAGGACUGCACUUUUUUCACCCGGAAAGAAAUUUUAAGGCUACAUGGCAGAUACCGAGAGCUGGCUCCACACUUAGUCCCUCUGGAUUACACCAACGGCCCUGACAUCAGAGUACCCCUGGCUCUGAUCGUCACUAUGCCUGAGCUUAAGGAGAAUCCUUUUCGAGACCGGAUAGUGGAGACGUUCUCAGAAGACGGAGAGGGAAACCAGAGCUUUAAUGACUUUGUGGACAUGUUUUCUGUUCUGUGUGAGGCCUCACCCAGAGAACUCAAGACCAUCUAUGCGUUCAAGAUCUAUGACUAUAAUCGUGAUAACUUCAUAUGUAAAGAGGACCUUCAUCAGACCCUGGUGAAGCUGACCAAAGGCGAGCUGAGUGCAGAGGAGGUGUCUCUGGUCUGUGACAAGGUCAUAGAGGAGGCCGAUCUGGACGGAGACGCUAAACUCUCCUUCAGCGACUUCGAAAAUAUGAUCUCUAAAGCUCCAGACUUCCUCAGUAACUUCCACAUACGAAUCUGAGAGGAUCCUGCUCCAACCUAGCAGUGCCUGUCCUGAACUCCCGUCUGCAGAGAGCCUCCACAAAGCACACAAAGACAAGCAAAACAGACAUUUGUGCAUGAAACGCUCUCUUCAAACACUCCAAACUUUACAAAAUGGACGUCUUUAAACCUGAUGAAACUCCAUGGGGCUAACCUGCAGAAGUCAGAAGCUUUGUAAAACUGAUACGGACAAGACAAGGCAGCAAAAAUGGACUUUACUUGGGAUUUUCUGAGUUUUGUGCUUGACAGAAAACCCCUUACUAUGAUAUAAUAGGUUGCGUUCAUGUGACAUUGUAAUAUUCGACAGAGCGUGGUUUCAAAUUGAGCCGGAGGGCAGGUCAAUAUUCUUUUAACUGUCAAAAUGCAUAUGUUUUGAGCUAGUUUAUGGUUAAUAUCUCUGUAAUUAUCCACAUGAAACAAAAACUAAAAUCUUCAUUCAUACACAUCACAGCAUUGUACAGGCCAGUAAUAUUUAGUACAGAUGGGGGGCAGCAAAAUGAAUUUGCCUGGUAAGUCCAGAAAAAUAUCUGAUAUGUACUUUUAUAAGGAGUGAUAUCAAUCUGGUCACCACUCCCUCCAUUGUCUCUCGAGCCAGGCUCAAACAUAGCCGUUCAAUCCGAUUUGUUUAUUUCAGUGGCACAUGUGAAAUGAAGCAUCUCAUUGGUCACUCAUCAUUUUGAACAAUUUGAAAGAUUAACAGAGUUUAGUCCUUUGCUCACUGAUUCUGCAGAAAUCCGCCAUUGUUGGCCUUUCUUUUUGCCUCAUAAGCAGCCAUAUUUGUUUUGAUCUGGCCAAUGCGUGUCCCAGAUUGGCUAAUCCACCUGUCAUAUACGCUCAUCUGAACUCAGGGAGAUUUACUGGUGACCAGAUUCACAUCUUCAGAAAGUACUGGAGAAGUGUGCAUUCUGGAUCCCAUGGCAACUGCCCUCCAUCUGAAAUUAUGACAUCAAAAUAAAUAUCGUGAACGCAACCUGUUACUUUUCAAAGCACAAAAGGGCCACACAGAUAAGAGCUAUGCAAUCCUAUGGGAGCAGCAUGGACUUCCUCCUCUGCAGUGUACAUGGCUUCUCUAGUUUUUCAUGUUAAACUCGUGGUUGUUGUUGUGACCGGUGCCUCAGACAAUCAUAGUCUCCUGUAGUUCAAGGGCUCAUGUGGUGAAGUGUAGAGUCGGCUUUGAUAAAACUUUUCCUGCCUCUUUAAGACGUUUAGACAGCAAAAAUGUCCUACGGCAAAGAAUGAAAUAAAAACUUUUAUCUC
Molecule: messenger RNA, 2008 nt
Organism: Periophthalmus magnuspinnatus
Lineage: Eukaryota; Metazoa; Chordata; Actinopteri; Gobiiformes; Gobiidae
Product: calcium and integrin-binding family member 2-like
Exons: 6
Coding region: 168-731 (187 amino acids)
Molecular function (GO): calcium ion binding
Source: RefSeq, a predicted model, not a curated record